Messenger RNA from Neolamprologus brichardi, 1609 nucleotides. Lineage: Eukaryota; Metazoa; Chordata; Actinopteri; Cichliformes; Cichlidae. The record is from RefSeq and is a predicted model, not a curated record.
CAGACAUCAUGGCGGCCUCCAUGGGGAUACUUUGACUUAUGUAGCAGGAGUUUGGUGUGCGUCUCACAUGUUGAGAAAGAAGCUUCCCUUCCUGCACAGUCUCCUCUCACCGGUUUCCAGACAUGUCGGUCACCUCGCCGGACAUCAGUAUGACGUCAUCGUGGUGGGCGGGGGUCACGCAGGGACCGAGGCAGCGGCGGCGGCAGCCAGAGUUGGGGCUGAAACACUCCUCAUCACGCAGAAAAUUCACACCAUCGGUGCUCUGUCCUGUAACCCCUCCCUGGGAGGAGUAGGGAAGGGCCAGCUCGUGAAGGAGGUUGAUGCUCUGGAUGGGCUGUGUGGUCGGGCAGGGGACUGGGCUGGGAUUCAUUUCUCCAUCCUGAAUCGUAGAAAAGGGCCUGCCGUGUGGGGUCCGAGAGCCCAGCUGGACCGUCAGCGCUACCGAGACUUCAUUCAGUCCGAGCUGCUGUCCACUCCCAUGCUGACCGUGGUGGAGGGCUCAGUGGAGGAGCUGUUGGUAACAGAACCAAACCCAGAGGAGCCUGGGCACCACAGAGUCACCGGGAUACGUUUGGCAGCUAAUGGCAGCCACGCCAUCUCAGCCAGAUCAGUGGUUCUUACCACUGGUACGUUCCUGUCUGGCUCCCUCUUUGUGGGUCAAACUACCUCCCCCGGGGGUCGGAUUGGAGACGCUCCAUCAAGCGCUGGGCUGUCCCAUACGCUGAGGGAGAGGCUGGGGCUAAGGACAGGCAGACUGAGGACUGGUACCCCUCCCAGGAUUGUGAAGGACUCAGUAGACCUGUCUUUGGCUAAGCUUCACCUCCCCGACAGUCACCCGACUCCUUUCAGCUUCCUCAAUACCCACACCCACUGCAAGCCAGAAGAGCAGCUGCCUUGCUACCUCACCUUUACUACACCGGGUGUGGAGAGAGUGGUGAGGGAGAGCCUUCAACUAAACUGUCACAUACAGCAAGACACCAAAGGUCCCAGGUACUGCCCCUCCAUCGAGUCGAGAGUGCUGCGCUUUCCAGGCCGAAGCCACCAGGUGUGGCUGGAGCCCGAGGGCGUGACCUCUGACCUCCUGUAUCCACAGGGUCUGUCCAUGACAAUGCCCCCUGACAUACAGCUACGCCUCAUCAGAGAAAUCCCUCCCAUGCACAGAGCUGAGAUCCACACGCCAGGUUAUGGCGUGCAGUACGACUUUGUGUGUCCUACUCAGCUGAGCCCGGCGCUGCAGGUGAAGAGCACUCAAGGUCUGUUUCUGGCCGGUCAGAUCAAUGGAACGACGGGGUACGAGGAGGCUGCCGCACAGGGUUUGUGGGCGGGAGCAAACGCUGCCCGCUCGGCGCUCUCCAUGCCCACAGUGACGCUGUCUCGAACAGAGAGCUAUAUUGGAGUUCUCAUUGACGACCUGGUAAGUCGAGGCGUGACAGAGCCUUACCGCAUGUUCACCAGCCGGGCCGAGUUUCGAACUUCUCUAAGGCCGGACAACGCCGACCUCCGCCUGACCCCGAAGGAGAAAAAGAAGGAAACGCACAGAAACCAGCGACACAAGGAGGCGCGGAGAGAUGAUGAGCUGUGUGCAAACAGUGCCUCUUUGCCUCAGUGA